Molecule: messenger RNA, 424 nt
Organism: Williopsis jadinii
Lineage: Eukaryota; Fungi; Ascomycota; Saccharomycetes; Phaffomycetales; Wickerhamomycetaceae
Product: SelT/SelW/SelH family protein
Exons: 1
Coding region: 28-390 (120 amino acids)
Source: RefSeq, a predicted model, not a curated record
ACACACACACACACACACACACACACAAUGCCGUAUCCACGAGUUACCAUCACCUUCUGCACCAAGUGCAAGUGGAACCUCCGAGCAGCGUGGUACCUACAGGAGCUGCUACAGACGUUUGGCUCGCAGCUGGGCGAGGUUGCCCUGAUCCCAGGCCCCAGCGGGUGCUUCGAGAUCAGCACCGUCGCACACGAGAAUGCUGAGCCCGUGUUGAUCUGGGAAAGAGUGAGAGAUGGUGGGUUCCCCGACUCCAAAGUCCUCAAGCAGAGGGUACGCGAUGUCCUCUUCCCAGACGAGAAGCUGGGCCAUGUUGACGGCACUGGUGGCGCACUACUACAGCAAAGUAAGCCAGUCGAGUCGUCGGAAUGUGUCGAAUGCAACAAUCCAUAGUUCUAUCUCCUCAAUUGAACGCUGGUGGACACAC